Westerdykella ornata is the source of this 570-nucleotide messenger RNA. RefSeq lists its product as uncharacterized. The annotation marks the transcript as partial. The transcript has a single exon. NCBI's taxonomy places the organism in Eukaryota, Fungi, Ascomycota, Dothideomycetes, Pleosporales, Sporormiaceae. The record is from RefSeq and is a predicted model, not a curated record.
GACAUCUCCGCCGACGUCGAGGACACUCUCCAGCAACUCCCACCCCUUCCCUCCCCACCCCUCCCCACCCAUCCUGACUUCACCCACUGCACUCCCCCGGUCCUCCCCACCUACCGCAAAUUCUCCAUCUUUACCGCCGGCAGCAUAGAAAUGGGCCGUGCCAUCCAAUGGCAACGCCACCUCCUGCACUUCCUCUGCGACCUGCCCAUCACCGUCUGCAACCCGCGCCGCGGCCACUGGGACGUCACCGUCACGCCGAGGGAGAAGGACCUGGCAUUCAACCGUCAGGUGCAGUGGGAGCUUUCAGCCUUGGAGCACGUCGAAGUGAUUGCCUUCUUCUUCGACAAGGCGACGACGAGUCCCGUGACGAUGCUGGAGUUGGGCCUGUGGGCCAAGAGCGGCAAGGUGGUCGUGUGCUGUCAUCGGGACUUCCAUAAGGCGGGGAAUGUGCACAUCACGUGUAGGAGGUAUGGGAUCGAGUUUGUCGAGACGUUUGACGAGUUUGUGCCGCUGAUUCGGAAGAUGUUGGAGAGCAAGGGGUUGAGGGUUAAUGAGCGGGGGAAUGUGGUG